AUAAAAUAUAUGUACUUUCAGCCUUUCACUUCAAUUCCCUAGCUCAACAAACAACAAACUAUGAAUCAAAACAUAUAUCUCUUUAUUUCAUAAUCAUUUCCAUAAAUUACACCCUCAAAGGUUUUCCACUUCUUAAAUCCCUUUUUAUCAAAUGGAUGUCUUUAUAUCGGAAGAGUAUAUCAACCGCCGGAGAUUGGAGAAAAAAGCUGCCACCGUUGCCGGAAAAAGCAUGAGGUUUGGCUCAGCUUCAAGCAAGACACCAGAGAAGAGAAAUAGUUACCCUCGGAUAUCGGAAUCUCCGCCAGAUAAUGAGUUCCGGGUCACUGGCGGGGGUGUUUAUGAUAGCUUUGCCUUUGUGUUCCACUGCUUCUCGCCGUAAAAAAAACAAAGCGUUUGUGUUUAGCGAUCAAAAUGCAUGCGCAAUAGUAUAUGCAUGGGAACUUUAUUAGUUGUAGCUCUCGUUUUUCUAACAUUUACUUGAAAAAAUAAUUCUUCUUAACACUGUUUUUCUGAAUGAUGGAUAGAAUUUCAUGUUUACCAAAUAAGUGGAUAGGCCCAAU
Molecule: messenger RNA, 560 nt
Organism: Arabidopsis thaliana (thale cress)
Lineage: Eukaryota; Viridiplantae; Streptophyta; Magnoliopsida; Brassicales; Brassicaceae
Product: nucleotide binding protein
Exons: 1
Coding region: 152-379 (75 amino acids)
Source: RefSeq, marked reviewed